Pelagomonas calceolata is the source of this 1055-nucleotide messenger RNA. The record is from the annotation of a GenBank genome assembly. Lineage: Eukaryota; Pelagophyceae; Pelagomonadales; Pelagomonadaceae.
GGCAGCCCCAAAACGCUGGGAAUAGCCGGCCGCGAAACGCGUCGGGCAGCAGCAGACAAGGCAGCAACAAUGGGCCGCCGCUCGUCGAAGCCCGACCCCAUUCCCGCGCCCACACACGCACCGCAACGCGUCGUCUUUGACGGCGGCGCUAUUGGUCUCUCGUUGGCGCGGAGAAAGAGUGAUAAUAGAGCGGUCGUCGUGAGCGUGGUGCCGAACGGCGCCGCUAGCGUAGCGGGCGUCAUUAGUGGCGACGCCGUCACGACCGUCGACGACGGCGAUGCUGGUUCGUAUCAAGACGUCGUGCAGCGCCUGGAAGGGAGGAGGCCCGUGUCAUUAGGUUUUAUGAGAGGCGGCGAGCUCGAGGACAUUCUCGCGAGCAUGACGGCCGUCAAGCGGGCCUUUUCUCAAACAAAAAGGGCCGAGAACGAACAAAAACGAGAACUAAGACGUAAGGAGGCGAUCCAGAAGCGGAUUUCAGAGAUGAGACCCGCGACGCACGACUCAUUAUUCAACGUGUCGUUGAUGCCGCCGGGCGGCUGUGCUUGGACUCGUAUUCAAGCCGGGGCGCCUCCACCCUUGAAUCAUAUUAGGGACGCUCUAGCUAAAGUGAGUGGUCCUCCGCCUCCCUUCGUUGAUGACAUGGCGGGCAAGGACGAGUGCUGGUAUCCGACGGGCAUCGGGAACCCGCGGUUUCGGUCGCUGGGCUUUCGGACCCUAAAGUCGAUGCCGGCUCAUGAAAGACUCCAAGUGAAGCAGGACAUCGAGGAGCAGGUCGCUGCCCUCAAAGAGCAGAAACGCUCUCAGGGAUUAUCUGAUAAAGAAUUCCUGCGACUGAAAAGUCUGCAGGGCGACCUCGCGGGCGUGACUUAUUGGGCGAAUCCCACACGUAAAAAGAACCGACUCGAACGGCUGGAGCGCGAGCACCACGCAACUCUCAGAAGGAGGACGAUCUCGGCGCGGGCCAUCGAGCGCGAAUUACACAUCGCGGAGGACAUCGCUGAAACACAACGGCGGACGGCGGCGAACCUGGCCGCGUAACGUUCAUAGUAAUCUUC